GCGUUACUAUCAGACUCAGGCCUUUUUUUUUUUGUAGUGUGCUUCCAAGGCUCCGUGUUUGUGUUGAAAAUGAAACUCCAUUAAUACUUUCCAGACAAAAGUUAAAAAAAAAAAAUCACUCUAUUUCAAACUCAUUGGGCCUACCCCCAUUGUCACUCAGAGCUUUUAUCUGUGUAGUACAAGUAGUCUAGACGUUAUUACAAGAUCCAGCUAGUAUUCCCAUUCACAAUGACUUUUUUGUGUUCUAUAUCAAUUCAUUUCCUGAUAUUGCUUUAAAGCCUAAAGACCCGGAUAACACACGAACGGGAACACAGAUGGAUAGACUUUAACGUCCUGCAAUCCAGAGUCUAAUUCUACAAUUUCAUCUUGAACGCAUCCUAAGGAUUUUCUGAUGUUGUAAGUGCUGGAUUUCAAAAGAAUCUGAAGCAGAACUGAAUGAGAAUUGGAAUCGAGAGCUGUGUGAAAAAUGGCUGCCAUAUCUGUAUAGGCUAGUACAUCCUAUUUACCCACGUGACUAGAAUUUUCCAGCCAUGUCUAAGAGGAAUUCCGUAAACUACAGGAACUCCGGAUCGUACCGGGCCCCGCCAAGGUUCCCUUCCAGGAGAUACAGUAGGUCCCUCAUGAGAAAUGCUGACGGCUUUGUGAUAGUAUGGAUGGAACGCUUGAUGGCUGACCUAGGUCAAGGCUGCUACUUGGAGAAACUCAAGCCUCGUAAAAAGCAUAAACGGAAAUAUUUUCUGGACUACAAAAACAUGACUGUGUAUUAUGAGGGAUCAAAACGUAAGAAAGUACAAGACACCAAAAUUCCAAUAUCAAAGAUCAAAGAAGUACGAGAAGGAGAAAAAGAAUACGCAAAACAUCUGCAAGAUUUAAACAAAAGCAAGUGUUUCACCAUCAUACUUGGCAACUCACACAAGAUGGUCUAUCUGCUGACGGACUCCGAAGAGAUGAGAGAAAAAUGGGUCAAGGCUCUUCGAUACGCCAUGCAGCUGGAACAGCUUGCAGAGCAGAAAAACGAAAGCAAUAAGAUUGUACGAGAAGCUUUUAACAAAGCAGAUCUGAAUGGCGACGGCCAUCUUGAUUUUGAGGAAGUCCUGAAGCUUCUGAAGUCGCUCAACACAGACAUCAAGAAGAAAUACGCCCGCGUGAUGUUUGAUGAAGCUGAUAAAAACAAAAAUGUUGGCGUUUCAAAAACCAGUGUUCUUGACAGAGAGGAGUUUGUAGAAUUCUACAAUAGGCUGACCAAACGAGUGGAAUUGGAAGAUAUUUUCUUAAAAUUCUCCAAUGGUAAAGGUUACAUGAACAUUCGCGAUAUUUUGGGAUUUUUAAGAGAUGGUCAAAAAAUUGUGGAUGCAAAUGAAGACCAGUGCCGAAACAUCAUUGACCAAUUUGAGCCUGAAGGAAGAUGUAAAAAAAGUGAUCUGCUUAGUGUGGACGGUUUUCGACAGUUUUUAAUAUCAGAAAGAGAGCAGCUAUUUAAUCCCUCCCACCGAGUUGUCUAUCAAGACAUGACACGUCCAAUGACACAUUACUUUAUUGCUUCAUCUCAUAAUACGUAUCUAGCUGAGGAUCAACUUAGAGGCCCCAGUCAAGUAGAAAUGUACAUAUCAGCAUUAAAGAAAGGAUGUCGGUGUGUGGAAUUGGACUGCUGGGAUGGUCCUGAUGGUCAACCAGUCAUUUACCAUGGGUACACAUUGACUUCCAAGAUAUUAUUUGAAGAUGUAAUUAGAGCUAUAAAUAACUAUGCCUUUCAAGCAUCACCGUACCCUGUAACAUUAUCAAUUGAGAACCAUUGCUCUGUGGAACAGCAAGAACGAAUGGCCCAAAUAAUGACUUCAGUAUUUGGUGAUAAAAUCUGGAGUACUCAAACUGACCUAAUCAGAACUCCUACACCUGAAGAUCUCAGGAAUAAAAUCAUUAUCAAGGGUAAAAGACUUCCAUCUAUAACAGAGAGAGAUGCAGACGUGAGUGAUGAAGACGAGGCUGCUGACAUUCCGAAUAAUGAAACAAGUGUCAACAACAACAAGACAAAACGAAACUCCAAGAUUCAAAAAAUCAAAUUGAGUCCAGCCUUGAGUAAAAUCACAAGUAUGAAGAGUGUUGGGUUCAAAACCUUAGAACAAUCUGCCCAGCCAGAUUCAUUUUUUAGUGUUGUGUCCCUUAGUGAAUCCAAAGUGGAGAGGUUUAUACAGACCAAUCCAUUAGAAUUAAAUAAGGUGACCCACAAUAGAUUGAUACGUACUUACCCUGCUGGGUCAAGGACUGACUCAAGUAACUACAUACCCAUGCCCAUGUGGGUCCACGGAUGCCAAGUGGUGGCCCUAAAUUAUCAAACAGGGGGAAAAGCAAUGCAGUUGAAUCAAGGUCGAUUUAUGGACAAUGGUGGUGUGGGUUAUGUUUUAAAACCUCCGUUCCUGCUUUCAGAAGAAAGAUUUAAGUUUGUGACUGGGAACCUCAACAGAAGCGCAAACAGCAUGAGAAAUGUGAAAUUGACUAUUAUUAGUGGCUUUCAAUUUCCAAAACCUAAAAACAGUCAGAAAGGGGAGGUAAUAGAUCCAUUUGUGAAAGUGUCAGUUCAUGGAGUUGCUGCUGAUGAAGCUAAAUUUAGAACUAAAGUUAUUCAAAACAAUGGUUUCAAUCCUAGAUGGUAUGAGACUUUCUCUUUUAAAGUGAAAGUACCAGAACUUGCCCUGUUGAGAUUCACUGUAAAAGAUCAGGACCCUGGGAAAGAUGAUUUCAUUGGAUACUACUGCAUUCCCUUGUCUAGCAUUCAGGAAGGGUACAGACAUUUUCCACUGUACGACAAGCAUGAUAACAUCUACAGGCAAUCACUCAUAUUCAUCCACAUCACUAUAAGCAGUGCGUGAUCCUCUUCUGGAGAUUCAAUUUGUUUUUCACUGCCAUAGUUUUCAAGUUGUUUUUUUUUUAUUUCUUCCAUUAAAUGCUAAAAUGUGUUAUUUCUUGCAAUGUUGUGUUAUAAUGUAAUGAUGCUGUAUACAAUUUAAUGAUGGUGCUAGUAUCAUACAGCUUUUCCCAUCAAAUUAAGAACUCAAGACCAGUGCAAUCAGACAGCAUUUAUGUUUGCUGUUAAUUGUAUCACCCCUUUUUCUUCAUCUUCAGACAUCAAAUGUAAUCAAUUUAUUUUAUAUUGGUUAAAUGUACAAGUUUUCCUUCCCUGAUGGUUGUGCUUACAUAUAUUUGUUUUGAAUGUACAAAUCCAUAUCUUAUGUAGCGUUUUUAUUUGCCAAAUCCUCAACAUGUAUAUUUACAAAAUGUAAUUCGCUUGCAUUUUUUCAAUAAUGUUUUUAAUUAAAUAAAUGCACUAAAAUAUUUCAAUGUAACUGUAUCUCAAAGUUAUGCAACUUUUCAUUCUUCAGCUAACUAUUCUGUUUUGGAUGUCGAAUCACUUUUUAAAAAUUGCAUCAACUCGACUAUGCAGCCAUUAUUGUUAUAACUUGUGAGAUACUUUGUAUGAGUGUUAUCUGUCUAGUUGUAAAGAAAAUGGUUUUCUUUUUUUCUAAAGAGAUUUCCCAAAGCAUCAGCUUGACAAUACAUUCAAAUAAAGAUGAGUGAAUGUAUCAGUAUCUUUGUUAUUAUACUCAAAUCUUUCAAAAGUUUAUCAAUAUUUUUUAAAAUUUAAUUUGAUUAUUGGCAUGAUCACAUUGAACAAAGGGGGCUGGGUGGACAAGGGAGGGGUUGUUCUGUUAUAAAAGAUUUGACAAAGCAUUUCUUUAAACUUCUACUGCUGAUCAUUUGUAUAAAUAAAACUAAUAGGCUGGUAGUGUUCUCGUUUAUGUAAUUUUUUCUCAAACCCACCCCAACAACCAAUAACAUGACAUUUUGAUACAAACUAUACAAUUAUUUAUUUUAUCCUUUACUGUCAAUUACUACACAGAAUUGAACAUUUAAUAUUUCAUCUUAUUUAUUUGUUAAUACAUUCAAUAUAAUUAAGGAUUAGCAAUAGCUACAUAAUUUUAUUUCUUUUUUCAUGUGAUUAGCUUAACAGGCAAAUAAACAACUGCUGAUCUGUAUCUCAUGUUGCAUUAUUAUUUCUUUGUAUGACAUUCUACACAUUGGCAAUAAAUAGUUUUAGAAGCAA
Molecule: messenger RNA, 4099 nt
Organism: Biomphalaria glabrata
Lineage: Eukaryota; Metazoa; Mollusca; Gastropoda; Planorbidae
Product: 1-phosphatidylinositol 4,5-bisphosphate phosphodiesterase delta-4-like
Exons: 21
Coding region: 531-2867 (778 amino acids)
Biological process (GO): lipid metabolic process; phosphatidylinositol-mediated signaling
Molecular function (GO): calcium ion binding; phosphatidylinositol-4,5-bisphosphate phospholipase C activity
Source: RefSeq, a predicted model, not a curated record